GUUCUACGAGUAUGGAUAUCAAGCAAGUUGAGAAGGAAGUCCGAAAGUCACUUUCCGAAGAAGACGCGCUCAAGGAGGCUGACGAGAGAUUAUUUGCUUCUGUUUUGGUGCGUAAGAUUGUCGCGGCGGCACUGCGUCGGGGUAAUCAAGGAAAUGACCAAGGAAAUGCAGAAGCUAUUAAGGCUCCCGGUCCCGUGUGUGAUAGUCAUGUACAACCUAGUUGGAAGCAUCCAUAAGUUGUUUCUUGCCAGCACUUCGUAUUUCCUUUAUUUUUGUCGUGGCCUCGAGAAAAGUAGCUGUACGAAACCACAGCUAGGACAUCAACGCAUACUCGACACGACUUACUUGUGCAGCACCACUCUAAUCUUCAAGAAACGGAACCAGCAUCAACUAAGGCAGCGGACGUCUCCAGCUCAUCCUCCGCGCUCCCUUCACUUGUCGAAGAUACAACCUGUCUUGCUGAAUGGGAAGAAAGUGGUAGCUUAAUAUCAGCACCCGAUCUUGAAGUACAUGAUACAGAUGCUGCCCGCGAAGAAAAGUCGAAAAACCGUGUCGAAGUUCAAAUGCUACCAACUGAAUAUCUAUGACAGGAAGUUGAAACUUUUCUACUUUUUUGCGAAAAAAGUCGUGAUAAAAGAUUCACACUUGUAGUGUUCAACCUCAACCUGACGUCAUUAUCAUGAAAUACAAUGACCCCACACUCUCAAAAUCACCGCUUAGAAGUUCUGCAGUUUACCCCUCAAAAGGAACGAUCGCCCUAGUACCGACUGAUUCCUCAACCUGUACACCCACUUCAAGCACAGGGCUAAUAAUGAAGCAUGCAAUCGUUAUGUUUUAGUGAUUCCUUUCAUAGCACCUCGCCUCGAAUCAGUACGACAAAAGUGCGACAUCGCUAGCGGCUCUAGUGGUGGAGCCGUUGCUUCCUGGUGCAUUCCUGGAAUGGCAGGUGCUCGAUUAAGGGUAGGUUGAAGGUGCUUUUCUUACCGCUUUUCAUGCCUCUCCUAAGGGAGAAAGGCAUAACAAGCGGGAGAACCCGCGAGCACCAAGAACCUACCUCUAACUCGAGUCCAGAUUGACGCAGGAGAGAGAUCUCUGCAUAUUCUUAUGGACCUGAUCCACUUGUAGUUGUGCAAAAUGAAAAUGAAAAUUAUUCAUCAACUACAAGGUGGAACUGAACUCGAAUUAGAAGGUGUAAAAAGUGAUUUAAGACAUGUGCAUCUACUGUAGUAACCCAUACUAGUAUCUGUAUCCCAUAGAAGUUCGAAUUCUCACGAUAUUAAGUCUACUUGUUUUCAGAAGUCUCUUCAUCUAAUGUUCGCGCAAAUCGACCAUCUAUCCUAUGAACGGAUUUUGGCGAUCCGUGACACAUGGGCCAAAACCACAGAAAGUCUCUUCUUUUAUCGUGCCAGUGGUCACGAUGGUUACGAUAUGUCUAGUGAAGAGGAUGAUGCUGAUACGGGUACGGGAAAUGAAGAAGUAGAGGAAGAACAUCCAGAGUUAUGA
This is a messenger RNA of Amoebophrya sp. A25, 1503 nucleotides long. The record is from the annotation of a GenBank genome assembly. NCBI's taxonomy places the organism in Eukaryota, Dinophyceae, Syndiniales, Amoebophryaceae.